This is a messenger RNA of Ochotona princeps (American pika), 4372 nucleotides long. RefSeq names its product adenylate cyclase 6 (gene ADCY6). Bases 374 to 4042 code for a protein of 1222 amino acids. Lineage: Eukaryota; Metazoa; Chordata; Mammalia; Lagomorpha; Ochotonidae. The transcript is spliced from 21 exons. Gene Ontology annotation, cellular component: plasma membrane. Gene Ontology annotation, biological process: intracellular signal transduction; cAMP biosynthetic process; adenylate cyclase-activating G protein-coupled receptor signaling pathway. Gene Ontology annotation, molecular function: adenylate cyclase activity. The record is from RefSeq and is a predicted model, not a curated record.
CCUGACCCCUCGCACAGUAGCCCGCUUGUUUCCUCAGCCCGGGGGAGGAAGCGGCCUGAGAGGAGAGGAAGGGGCCCCCGCGCAGGGGAGAGCUCCGGGUCCCCGAGCUCCCGCGCGCUCCGGAGGGCAGUGCGCGGCGCAGCAGCUCCCGCGGAGCGGGGGAGGGGGCCCGGACAAAAGGAGCUUGUGCCUUUAAGGCGGAGAGUCCGGGAGCCGACGGGGAGGGGACUUCUGGAUCCGGGGUAGAGGGCGCUGCGCUGGACAACAAGGGAGGGGGCGCGGGCCGGGCGGACGCCGGGUGCCGGGCGGCGGGGGACGGCGGCGCGGAGCAGGACGGCGCGGCGGCCGCCCGGCCGGGACCCCCGCCGGCAGCAUGUCCUGGUUUAGCGGCCUCUUGGUUCCCAAAGUGGAUGAGCGGAAGACAGCCUGGGGUGAACGCAAUGGCCAGCAGCGCCCACGCCGUGGGACCCAGGCCGCCGGCUUCUGCACGCCUCGCUAUAUGAGCUGCCUUCAGGAUGCAGAGCCACCCAGCCCCACCCCGGCAGCUCCUCCAAGGUGCCCCUGGCAGGAUGAGACCUUCCUUCGCAGGGGUGGCCCGGGCAAGAGUGUGGAGCUGGGGCUGAGGGCUGUGGCCCUGGGCUUUGAGGACACGGAGGCGACGGCAGCAGCUGGGGUGACCGAAGUGGCUUCCGGCGUGGCCCCCAGGAGUGGCCGAUCGUGCUGGCGCCGCCUGGUGCAGGUGUUCCAGUCGAAGCAGUUCCGCUCUGCCAAGCUGGAGCGCCUGUACCAGCGCUACUUCUUCCAGAUGAACCAGAGCAGCUUGACGCUGCUGAUGGCGGUGCUGGUGCUGCUCAUGGCCGUGUUGCUGACUUUCCAUGCCGUGCCUGCGCCCCCUCAGCCUGCCUACGUGGCCCUGCUGGCUGGGGCUGCCACCCUUUUUGUGGCACUCAUGGUGGUGUGCAAUAGGCAUAGCUUCCGCCAGGACUCCAUGUGGGUGGUGAGCUACGUGGUGCUGGCUAUCCUGGCUGCUGUGCAGGUCGGGGGUGCCUUGGCAGCCAACCCGCACAGCCCAUCUUCAGGCCUGUGGUGCCCCAUGUUCUUCGUCUACAUCACCUACACACUCCUACCUGUCCGCAUGCGAGCGGCUGUCCUCAGUGGCCUGGGCCUCUCCGCCCUGCAUUUGAUCUUGGCUUGGCAACUCAACCGCACUGAUGCCCUGCUAUGGAAGCAGCUUGGUGCCAACGUGCUGCUGUUCCUCUGCACCAACGUGAUUGGCAUCUGCACUCACUACCCAGCUGAGGUGUCCCAGCGCCAGGCUUUCCAGGAGACCCGCGGCUACAUUCAGGCCCGGCUGCACUUACAGCAUGAGAACCGGCAGCAGGAGCGGCUGCUACUGUCGGUGUUGCCUCAACAUGUUGCCAUGGAGAUGAAAGAAGACAUCAACACGAAGAAAGAAGACAUGAUGUUCCAUAAGAUCUACAUCCAAAAGCACGACAAUGUCAGCAUCCUGUUUGCGGACAUUGAGGGCUUUACCAGUCUGGCAUCCCAGUGUACUGCACAGGAACUGGUCAUGACCUUGAACGAGCUCUUUGCCCGGUUUGACAAACUGGCCGCGGAAAACCACUGCCUGAGGAUCAAGAUCCUAGGGGACUGUUACUACUGCGUGUCGGGGCUGCCAGAGGCCCGCGCAGACCACGCGCACUGUUGUGUGGAGAUGGGCGUGGACAUGAUCGAGGCCAUCUCGCUAGUGCGUGAGGUGACCGGUGUGAACGUGAACAUGCGUGUGGGCAUCCACAGUGGGCGUGUGCACUGCGGUGUUCUUGGCCUGCGGAAAUGGCAGUUCGACGUGUGGUCCAAUGACGUGACCCUGGCCAACCACAUGGAGGCCGGGGGUCGGGCAGGCCGCAUCCACAUCACUCGGGCCACACUGCAGUACCUGAAUGGAGACUACGAGGUGGAGCCAGGCCGCGGUGGUGAGCGGAACGCGUACCUUAAGGAGCAGCACAUCGAGACCUUCCUCAUCCUGGGUGCCAGCCAGAAACGAAAAGAGGAGAAGGCCAUGCUGGCCAAGCUGCAGCGGACACGAGCCAACUCCAUGGAAGGUCUGGUGCCACGCUGGGUGCCCGACCGUGCCUUCUCCCGCACCAAGGACUCCAAGGCUUUCCGGCAGAUGGGCAUCGAUGAUUCCAGCAAAGACAACCGGGGCACUCAGGAUGCCCUGAACCCUGAAGACGAGGUCGAUGAGUUCCUGGGCCGAGCCAUCGAUGCUCGCAGCAUUGACCAGCUACGCAAGGACCAUGUGCGCCGGCUCCUGCUCACCUUCCAGAGGGAGGAUCUGGAGAGGAAGGUUUGGGGAACGCAAGGGCACAAGGGCAAGGGCUGGGGUGGGGAAGGGCUGGGGAGGGCAGGGACUGGCUGGGAAGGCCGGCCACAGGCGAGGGGGGGCAGGGGAAGCUUUUGGGGACUGGGGUGUGUCAGCCUGUACUCAGCUGGGCCUCUUCUCCCUCACCGUCAGUACUCACGGAAGGUGGACCCCCGCUUUGGCGCCUACGUCACCUGUGCCCUGCUGGUCUUCUGCUUCAUUUGCUUCACCCAGCUCCUCGUCUUCCCACACUCAUCCCUGAUGCUCGGGAUCUAUGCCGCUAUCUUCCUGUUGCUGGUCGUCACUGUGUUCAUCUGUGCCAGCCACACCUGCGGUUCUCGGUUCCCUGAGGCGCUGCAGCGCCUUAGCCGGAGCAUCGUCCGGUCGCGGGCACACAGCACGGCAGUUGGCAUCGUUUCCGUCCUGCUUGUGUUCACCUCUGCCAUCACCAACAUGUUCAUCUGCAGCCACACCCCCAUACGGACGUGCGCAGCCCGGAUGCUGAACUUAACACCAUCCGACAUCACUGCCUGCCACCUGCAGCAGCUCAAUUAUACUCUGGGCCUGGAUGCUCCCCUGUGUGAGGGCACGGCACCCACCUGCAGCUUCCCGGAGUACUUCGUUGGGAACGUGCUGCUGAGUCUCUUGGCCAGCUCUGUCUUCCUGCACAUCAGCAGCAUUGGGAAGCUAGCCAUGAUCUUUAUCUUGGGGCUCAUCUAUUUGGUGCUGCUGCUUCUGGGUCCCCCAGCUACCAUCUUCGACAACUACGACCUGCUGCUUGGCGUUCAUGGCUUGGCUGCUUCUAAUGAGACCUUUGAUGGGCUGGACUGCCCAGCCGCAGGGAGGGUGGCCCUCAAAUAUAUGACCCCUGUGAUCCUGCUGGUGUUUGCGCUGGCCCUGUAUCUGCACGCCCAGCAGGUGGAGUCAACAGCCCGCCUGGACUUCCUCUGGAAACUGCAGGCAACAGGAGAGAAGGAAGAGAUGGAGGAGCUGCAGGCGUAUAACAGGCGGCUGCUGCAUAACAUUCUCCCCAAGGAUGUGGCCGCCCACUUCCUGGCCAGGGAACGCCGGAACGAUGAGCUCUACUACCAGUCCUGUGAGUGUGUGGCCGUCAUGUUCGCCUCCAUCGCCAACUUCUCCGAGUUCUACGUGGAGCUCGAGGCCAACAAUGAGGGCGUCGAGUGCCUGCGACUGCUCAACGAGAUCAUCGCUGACUUCGAUGAGAUCAUCAGCGAGGAGCAGUUCAGGCAGCUGGAGAAGAUCAAGACCAUAGGCAGCACAUACAUGGCGGCCUCGGGGCUGAACGCCAGCACCUAUGACCGGGUGGGCCGCUCCCACGUCACCGCCCUCGCUGACUACGCCAUGCGGCUCAUGGAGCAGAUGAAGCACAUCAAUGAGCAUUCCUUCAACAACUUCCAGAUGAAGAUCGGGCUGAACAUGGGCCCGGUUGUGGCAGGUGUCAUCGGGGCCCGGAAGCCGCAGUAUGACAUCUGGGGGAAUACAGUGAAUGUCUCCAGCCGUAUGGACAGCACAGGGGUCCCUGACCGCAUCCAGGUGACCACGGACCUGUACCAGGUUCUAGCUGCCAAGGGCUACCAGCUGGAGUGUCGAGGGGUGGUCAAGGUGAAGGGCAAGGGCGAGAUGACCACCUACUUCCUCAAUGGGGGCCCUAGCAGUUAGCAGGGCCCAGCUACAAAUGCAGCUGACAGGACCAAGGUGGGCAUUGAGUGGACUCUGUGCUCGCUGGGAGGAGCUGUGGGGAGCGGGAGCACCGAACCUCCAGAUCCUAUGGACUGCAAAGGGUGCUCCCCAGCAGGCUGGGCUCGGCCCCCGCUUGUCUGCCUAGGGCUGGCAAACUAGGGGCCACCAAGAGGAUCACGCAAGUGACUUUUUAAAACCGGGGUAGGGCUGUUCCCUCUCCCCUCCCAGCUUCGGGAGACAGGAGGCGGGGUACGGCAGCAGAGGGUGGCAGGAGGGGCUCCACUGCCUGAGAGGUCAGGGCGCCUACCC